CCCAUAGUGACGACAAGAUCAACAGGAAGUUCUAACCAGCUUUGUUUAUUAACUUCUCGCUGUAGUUCACUUCUUAUGGAAGUCUUAGAAUUUUUAAAUGCGUUUUAUAACUUGUUUUCUGCUUAAAGAUAAUAAAAUAUGAUCGUGGGCUGACUUUAUAGUGGACGCGAUUGCGAGCGGCUGUUAGAUGCAGUGAUGUUUGUGGGAGCGGAAAGCAUUGGGGGGAAUCAGCUGAUUGUUUGACGCGCUAACAACACUCAUGAUUCAUCUAGAUCAUGUUUAUACGAAUCAUAUGCAUCUAAACCAAACCGCAGCAGUAGAACUGUCUGCCAAGAGCUUAACUCGACUUUUAUCGGUACCUGCCUGUGUAUCAAACUCAAUCGGAGUGUAAUGUUAAGAGAUCCGUGACAGCAGGAAAGAUGCCGUGCACAUGCGGGAACUGGAGGAGGUGGAUUCGGCCUCUGGUGGUGCUGCUGUACAUUCUGCUGCUCCUGGUUGUCCUUCCUCUCUGUGUGUGGGAACUUCAAAAAUCAGGGGUUAGUACUCCUAAUAAGGCAUGGUUCAUCGCUGGGAUAUUUGUGUUUAUGACUAUACCCAUCUCACUGUGGGGGAUUUUGCAGCAUCUAGUACACUACACCCAACCUGAGCUACAAAAACCUAUUAUCAGAAUAUUAUGGAUGGUUCCUAUAUACAGCCUGGAUAGUUGGAUCGCAUUGAAGUAUCCCAACAUUGCCAUUUAUGUAGACACAUGUAGAGAGUGCUAUGAGGCCUAUGUCAUCUACAACUUCAUGAUCUUCCUUCUCAACUAUCUGGAAAACCAGUAUCCCAGUCUGGUGCUGAUGUUGGAGGUGCAAGAGCAACAAAAGCAUCUCCCCCCUCUUUGCUGCUGCCCGCCAUGGCCCAUGGGAGAAGUGCUUUUGCUAAGAUGUAAACUGGGAGUUCUGCAGUACACAGUUGUGAGACCUGUCACCACAGUCAUUGCUUUGAUUUGCCAGCUUUGUAAGGUCUAUGAUGAAGGCAACUUCAGUUCAAAAAAUGCCUGGACGUAUCUGGUUAUUUUCAACAAUCUCUCCCAGCUUUUUGCCAUGUACUGUCUUGUGCUGUUCUACAAGGCUCUGAGAGAAGAGCUGAGUCCCAUCAAACCUGUGGGAAAAUUCCUCUGUGUCAAACUGGUGGUGUUUGUGUCAUUCUGGCAAGCUGUGGUCAUUGCGCUUUUAGUGAAGGUUGGUGUGAUCUCAGACUCACACACUUGGGACUGGGACAAUGUGGAGGCUGUAGCCACUGGCCUACAGGACUUCAUCAUCUGCGUGGAAAUGUUUUUGGCAGCCAUUGCCCAUCACUUCAGCUUCACUUACAAGCCCUACAUACAGGAAGCAGAGGAAGGUUCUUGCUUUGAUUCCUUCCUGGCCAUGUGGGAUGUCUCAGAUAUACGGGCUGACAUCUCAGAACAAGUGCGCAAUGUCGGGAGAACUGUCAUGGGUCGGCCAAGGAAAACGUAUUUCGGUGAAGAGGCUUCCCAGGACGAGAACACAGGACUGCUGUCAGCUGGUUCUCAGGACCCAGCCAUUGAAUCAUCCUCCACCCCUCCAUCACCCAAGGGCCGUUACCAGGGCAUGGGCCACACCGUAACCCCCCACUCCAUCUCAGCUCCUGCCAACCUUGGCUGCGUACCAUGGGAAGGAGAUGUGGAUGACAUCACGCCUGUUGUGCUAUCUGGCGAUCAUACAGACCAACAAGGCUCAGACUAUGCAGCAAUCACCUAACAGUGAGCUUCAGCUACCAAAUAGUUAAAGCACAUCAACCUAAUGUGCGUCAACUACCAUUUUGAAUAUAUGCAGCUGCCGUUAACUCUGGUAACUAUUGAUACUUCUGGUUAAAAUGUGUUGGUAGCAAGAACCUAUAUAAAGGACUUGGGAAGAGCUGGUCCUCCGCUUUUAUCUCGGUUUGGCAUUAUUUCGCUGAAAACAUGACCAAAUUAUAAACUGACUUGAGAGCAAAGCACAACAAUUCCCCAAUACCGGUUUUAAUUUUUCAUAUCAUCAGAUAAUGGUUCUUUUAAGACAGCUUUAUGAAUGUUUAUUCUAAGAAACACUAUGUAUUGUUAUAAUAAUAAUAAUGCUACAUCAAAAUAACAUUGACGUCCAUUUCAACAAGUCAUUUUUAACUUUUUUUUUUUUUUUUUCACAUUUUUAUCUGUUAAUGCAAAAAGGUUUUUUGUUUUUUUUUUUGGAGCAGCACCUUGAUCAUGGACAGUAAUAUGAAUUUGGCAGUAUGCAAUGGAGAUUUGCAAUAUUUUCUCUUAGAAGAAUAUAUGCAUGUGGUAAAGCAACUAUAGUUUGAACAUUGGCUCUAAAGCACAAAAUACUAAAGCACCCAUAUCUCUGCUUACUUCGCUUCAGAGCUAAGCAACCUCACCUGGACUGCUUGCCUUCAGAACAGCUUCAUGUAAUUGUCACAACAUAAACGCAGAUGUUGGUGUUUGUUCUUUUAAAAAAAAGAAUUUGUUUUAAUUGUUCUUAAUUGUUUAGUUUAUUUUUUGGUUGUUUUAAUAAUUAGACAAGGAAAAUUAGGUUUAAACCCUAAUUUAGUAAAGUAGCGAAAAUGUAGAAUACUGACUUUAAGUUUACCUCGGGAAAUGAUGCAAUGUGUAUAUAUCAGCCAAAGUUGUCUUAUUGCUGUUAAGGUUUUUUUUUUUGGUUUGUUUAAACAAUCUGUCAGUUUUUAACAUCAGCUGCACAUGAGAUAUAAAUGUCAGAUAUGGUAUAACAGUAAAGGCAGAUUGUUUUACCAUUACAGAUGUGGACCUGUGGGAAAUAUUCCCAUAUAUUUGUUUUCAUGAACUGUUGUGUGUCUCUCUGGUCCAUUCAGAGAGAUGCAUCUUCUGCAAUGGUUUGUACAGCUGUUGCAUUGCCUUAUCUAACAGUGGUUGUCACAAAUCAUUAAACUUCACAUGGAAAUUUG
This is a messenger RNA of Labeo rohita (rohu), 2961 nucleotides long. It is a transcript of the gene tmem184c, whose product is annotated as transmembrane protein 184C. The record is from RefSeq and is a predicted model, not a curated record. The transcript is spliced from 10 exons. Gene Ontology annotation, molecular function: transporter activity. Gene Ontology annotation, biological process: transport. The coding region runs from base 420 to 1763 and encodes 447 amino acids. Lineage: Eukaryota; Metazoa; Chordata; Actinopteri; Cypriniformes; Cyprinidae.